UGUGAUAAGUAAUAAAGUAAUUCAGUUAUCAAAAAUGCCUUGACACUGACACGUUAAAACCUUCAGCUGCAGAUUUUUAAUAAUAUAAUUGAGAUUUCGGAAGCUUAAUGUCCGGAAAAGGAUUUUUUUUCACUCCUCUAUCAAACCAAGUUGUAAUCGGAAUACUGAAACAAUCUGUAAACUAGAUAAUAUCGCGCUGAGGUGUUCUCCUUAAGUUCGUCAAAUAUUGCACAAUAAUUGUAUCAAAUUCGUGUAAUGUGGACCUGUGCAAAUGAUAAACAUAUGAAUAGUGUUCUCAAAUUGACUGAAGACAACUUUUAAAAAGUUUUACGAAGUUUGUGACUUGUUUUUAAGCAUCUUUAGUGAUUUAACUCAUGUCAAAUUUCAAGUGAUAAAGUGAGUGAAGGUCGCGUGGUACAUACGCCGAUAUUAAUUCGUCUUCAAUAUAACUAAACUUUUGAGUAAUCUUAUUGUGCCUCAUUUUCAAGUGUACUAUGGACUAUAAAAAAUAAAGUAGUUCGAAAUAAUCAGUUAAAAUGACUUCAAUACCUGAGGAUUUAAAAUGCAUUGUAGAAACUAAAGACGGACCUAUUUGUGGCUUUAUAGAUAAAAGUGAUGAAGGAACUUAUUGUAAAUUUCAAUCUAUCCCUUAUGCAAAGCCACCUUUAGGUUGUUUACGAUUCUUGCCACCAAAACCUAUAAAGCCAUGGAAACAUAUCAUUGACUGCACAAAAACAACGCCAGAAAAUAUUUUUGAAAUUGAGAAAAAACAAUAUGGUUGCAAUGAAGACUGCCUUUACAUUGAAGUAUCAACUCCUGACAUAAAACCUAAAGAGCCCAUGCCUGUUAUGUUUUGGAUAGGAUGUUUUGCCUAUGCUAUUGUAAAAGAUAAAAUAUGUGAUCCAUCCUUAAUUAAUGAUCAAAAUAUUGUAUUUGUGAGAUGUAGUUUUCGGUUAGGUCCUUUUGGUUUUCUCUCUAUAAAUGACUAUACAGCACCUGGAAAUUGUGGACUUAAAGAUUUAGUCAUGGCUUUAAAAUGGGUUCAAAGAAACAUUAGUGCCUUUGGAGGAGAUCCAAAUAAUGUUACUCUAUUUGGACAUUCCGCAGGCGGAGCCAUUGUUCAUCUUAUGAUGCUGUCUCCCAUGGCAACGGGUUUGUUUCACAAAGCCAUCAUACAGAGUGUCAGUGCCUUAAAUAAUUGGUCUUUAGCCAAAAAUCCCUCACAACCAGUAUGGGAUUUGGCAAAUAUAUUAGGCAUAAAAAAUACCUCUGAAGUAGAGGUUGUUGAAGAGCUGAGAUCUAUUUCAGCUGAGGAUAUUUUAAAAGCAUUUCAUCAAAUGAAUUUGGAUGCAAAGGCAGCUAAUACCGAUGUUAUUGAUGCUAUCUUUAAACCUUGCAUUGAACUUGACUAUGAAGGGCAACCUGCAUUUAUCACAAAAAGUCCACCCCUGAUUAUGAAAUCUGGUAAUUUCAAUAAAGUUCCCUUAAUUAUUGGCAGUAAUAACAUUGAAGGUGCCGUGCUACAAUACAUUGUAGAAGAUUUCUACUCUGACUAUGAAAAGUACAAUGAGAAUGUAAGUCUCCUUGUACCCAAAUCAUUAGCAAGAGAAGACAAGCUAGCAAAAAAUAUAGGACAUCAAUUAUUAAAAUUUUAUUUGGGUGGUGAAGAACAGUUAAGGGCUGAUACAAGAACACCAUAUUUACAAUUAAUAAGUGAUUACUAUUUUUCAUAUUAUGUUAAUAGAACUGUCAGACUGCAUACUCAGGUUGCCCCUGAAUGUCCUAUAUAUUACUACAUUAUUAAUUAUGCUGGUGAAUGGCUUGUACCAAAGCAUUUAGACUUCUUUAAUUCAGUUGGACACUGUGCAGAACUCCCAUUCCUAUUUAAAUUGAAAACCCCAGAAACUUGCAAAGGCAGUCGAGAUUCAAUACUAACCAGAAGCAGAGUAGUUAAGAUGUGGACAAAUUUUGCUAAAACCGGGAACCCAACACCAGAUGAUGAUGACCCACUUCUUCAAAUUACAUGGGACCCGGUUGAAAACAAAGAUAGACUACACUAUCUUAGUAUAGGAUCAGAGCUUACUAAGGGCAGAAACCCUUUCGAUGAAAGGAUGAAAUUUUGGGAUACACUUCACCAAGAGCAUGCUUUCCUGAGGGCACUCGUUUAUUUUAAUGACUUAGGUGUUUCAUGGUAAAUGAAUAAUGAGAUUAAGAAAGCUUGAAUGUUAAUGUAACUAGUAUACUUUUGUAAAUACAGUUCUUAUUGUUGUA
Trichoplusia ni (cabbage looper) is the source of this 2271-nucleotide messenger RNA. RefSeq names its product carboxylesterase 4A-like. The transcript has 4 exons. The coding region runs from base 537 to 2195 and encodes 552 amino acids. The record is from RefSeq and is a predicted model, not a curated record. Lineage: Eukaryota; Metazoa; Arthropoda; Insecta; Lepidoptera; Noctuidae.